Pseudovirgaria hyperparasitica is the source of this 2782-nucleotide messenger RNA. Its product is annotated as DNA repair protein, SNF2 family. Bases 81 to 2522 code for a protein of 813 amino acids. Gene Ontology annotation, molecular function: ATP binding; ATP-dependent chromatin remodeler activity; DNA translocase activity. Gene Ontology annotation, biological process: reciprocal meiotic recombination; double-strand break repair via synthesis-dependent strand annealing. The record is from RefSeq and is a predicted model, not a curated record. NCBI's taxonomy places the organism in Eukaryota, Fungi, Ascomycota, Dothideomycetes, Acrospermales, Acrospermaceae. Gene Ontology annotation, cellular component: nucleus. The transcript has 3 exons.
UGGCAAGUGGCGCGUCUACCUCAAAGUCGUCGCGCGUCAUGAUCCCUCCUCCGUUGCGUAUACACCACCGAACACUCCCUAUGCAUCGACCAAAACCUCUCUCGCUGAGCGACGACAAGGAAAACAAGCCCGGGAUCUCGCAGAAACCCUCUCGCCUCUAUGGUGGCACGCCUCAGUCGGCCGAUAAACUGCGCAAGCCUUUCAAGAUGCCCGGCUGUGCAACACCGACUCGUGCGUCGGAGAAGCCCGCAAGGAAGAGAAGAAAGGUAGACUACGGUGGAGCAGACGGCACGGGCGAAGAUGGCGAUGGCAAAUACACGAAUGAGGACCGACUGGCGCUCGCCACGAGGGACAUUAACAAGUUUCCGGUAUUCAAGCCGAAGGACAAAGAUACGCUGUUUCGACAACGCUUCGCCGUCCCCCUGCUCAAUAAGGGCUCGGGGGAAUACAAUGCGUUUAAGCCUCCACCGUUGCUCGGCUUGAGACAGGGGAGAGUGUUCCAGGCGAAACCUCUGCACGACCCGAGCGGCGAGUUUGCGAUUGUGUUGUAUGACCCAACUGUAGAUGAUAAACCAGAACCCAAAGAAGAAGUGGAAAAGAAGUUGGACGGGUCACAGAAAGAGGAGAUGAAGGUUCCCAUUAUGCAUAAGAGUCUGGCAGACAUACUUGGGCUGAAAAAGAAUGUCGAGGAUAGACCGAGAGUACCUGUAGUGAUUGACCCACGACUUGCAAAGGUCUUGAGGCCGCAUCAAGUCGAGGGUGUCAAGUUCAUGUAUCAGUGCACGACUGGAAUGAUAGACUCGAAGGCACAAGGGUGCAUCAUGGCUGAUGAGAUGGGUCUUGGAAAAACUCUCCAAUGCAUUGCUCUCAUGUGGACGCUCCUGAAACAGUCGCCUGAUGCAGGCAAGCCAACCAUACAGAAGUGCGUCAUCGCAUGUCCUUCUAGUCUGGUUCGCAACUGGGCGAAUGAGCUUGUGAAGUGGCUUGGCAAGGACGCCAUUAACCCCUUUGCUAUCGAUGGUAAAGCGUCGAAAGAGGAGCUGACCCAGCAGCUCCGACAAUGGAAGAUUGCGAGCGGACGUACAGUGACUCGUCCAGUCAUUAUCGUGUCCUACGAAACACUACGUCUCAACGUUGGCGAGCUGAGCGAUACACCCAUCGGUCUCUUGCUUUGCGAUGAGGGUCAUCGCCUCAAAAAUGGCGAGAGCCAGACAUUCACUGCACUGAACAGCCUAAAUGUACAGAGACGUGUAAUUCUUUCGGGAACUCCCAUCCAGAACGACUUGUCAGAGUAUUUCGCACUCCUCAACUUCGCGAACCCCAACUACCUUGGCACGCGCAACGACUUUAGGAAACGAUUUGAGAUCCCAAUCUUGAGAGGUCGUGAUGCGGACGGCACUGACGAGGAUAGAAAGAAAGGCGACGAGUGUAUCAGAGAGCUGCUCGGUCUUGUGAACAAGUUCAUCAUCCGCCGGACGAACGAUAUCCUGUCGAAAUACCUGCCAGUCAAGUACGAGCACGUCGUAUUCUGCAACCUGGCGCCGUUCCAGAAAGACCUCUACAACUUCUUCAUCAAGUCACCAGAGAUCAAGGCUCUGCUCCGCGGGAAAGGUAGCCAGCCGUUGAAGGCAAUCGGCCUGCUGAAGAAACUCUGUAACCACCCUGAUCUACUCGACUUACCAUCCGAUCUACCAGGCUCGGAGAACUUUUUUCCAGAAGACUUCACCCCCAAAGACGCCCGAGGCCGCGACCGAGACGUCAAGACUCAUUUCUCCGGCAAGAUGCAAGUCUUGGACCGCAUGCUCGCCCGCAUCCACGCCGACACCAACGACAAGAUCGUCCUCAUCAGCAAUUACACCCAGACCCUAGACGUAUUCGACAAGCUAUGCCGCGCACGAGGCUACGGCUGCCUCCGCCUCGACGGCACAAUGAACGUCAACAAACGCCAAAAGCUCGUCGACAAAUUCAACGACCCCGCGGGCGCAGAAUUCGUCUUCCUCCUCUCCUCCAAGGCCGGCGGCUGCGGCCUCAACCUCAUCGGCGCCAACCGCCUCGUCCUCUUCGACCCAGACUGGAACCCGGCCGCGGACCAGCAAGCCCUGGCGCGCGUCUGGCGCGACGGCCAGAAGAAGGACUGCUUCGUCUACCGCUUCAUCGGCACGGGCAGCAUCGAAGAGAAGAUCUUCCAGCGCCAGUCGCACAAGCAGUCCCUCUCCUCGUGCGUCGUCGACUCGAACGAGGACGUCGAGCGGCACUUUAGCAUCGACAGUCUGCGCGAGUUGUUCCUCUAUCAGCCGGACACGACGUCGGAUACGCACGACACGUUCAAGUGUAAGCGCUGCAGGGCUGAUGGGCGGCAGCAUAUCAAGGCGCCGGCGAUGCUGUAUGGCGACACGAGUACGUGGAAUCAUUUUGUUAAUGAUGGUGCGGACGGUCCGUUGGGUAAGAUUCAGGAUCUGUUGCUGAGGCAGGAGACUGGGGAGCGGGAUGUGAGUGCUGUGUUUCAGUAUAUCAGUCAUUAGACGUGAGGUUCGUGUGUUGGGUUUCGUACGUUGGAAGCGUGGCUUGUAAAUGCGGGUUUUGGGGGUUUAGGAAAGGGACACGAAUGUUUAUGAAGCGCAUGGCAUUUUUAUCAUGGAGACAAGAUCGCUGUUAUUGCUUGCCUGAUUGAUAGAACCAUCGAACUUGGAAAUAUGCACCCUGCGCCUGUAUAAAUAACCACACGCCGAAUAUAUCGUCGUACCCUCCCUGCGCAGUCAGAGCAGAACCCCCCUGAAAAUGC